AUGCGUCUUAGCUUUAGAAUUGGUUUUUACUUUACCGCACUGGCUGCCACAGCUAGCUCUGCAUUUGCAGACGACGACACUAUCAAGGACUAUGUACCCUGCGACACCCAGGACAAUAUAGCCUGCGUCGAUGACUUCCACUACAUGAUAUGCGAUCAUGGUUACUGGAGGGCCUCCCGCGAAGUCCCUGAAGACACUUUCUGCCUCAACGGCAUCAUCGUAAAUGGUGAUGCUGUUCCUCGCUCAUUGAUUACCUUCCUUUCAAAUGACAGUGUGUAUUCACAGGUAAUUCCUAGCGAUGGUGAAAUAAUCAGCACUACUCCUGUUGGUGAGGAGACCAUCGUUGGGAGUGAAAAUAGCUCUACAAUAGCAUCUGAUGAUGGUGGCUCAAACCCUACAAGUUCGUCUGAAGAUAGUAGUGUAAAUAAUGAAAACUCUGAUUAUUCAAGCUCAUCCGAAACCUGUGAUUCUUCAGAAGUCCAGAUUGAAACCAUCACUACUGAGAGUUGUGACGAUGAUAGCUCUGAUGACACGUCAAGCUCUUGCGAGAGCUCAAAUGCCACAACAGAUGGCACUGAUGGCACUAAUGCCACGUCAAGCUCUUGCGAGAGCUCAGAUGGCACUGAUGGCACUGAUGGCGCUUCGUCUACUGAUGGCACUGAUGGCACUGAUGGUGCCUCGUCUACUGAUGGCACUGAUGGCACUGGUGGCACUGAUGGCGCCUCGUCUACUGAUGGCACUGAUGGGACUGGUGGCACUGAUGGCGCCUCGUCUACUGAUGGCACUGAUGGCACUGGUGGCACUGAUGGCGCCUCGUCUACUGAUGGCACUGAUGGGACUGGUGGCACUGAUGGCGCCUCGUCUACUGAUGGCACUGAUGGCACUGGUGGCACUGAUGGCGCCUCGUCUACUGAUGGCACUGAUGGCACUGAUGGCGCCUCGUCUACUGAUGGCACUGAUGGCACUGAUGGCACUGAUGGCGCCUCGUCUACUGAUGGCACUGAUGGCACUGAUGGCGCCUCGUCUACUGAUGACACUGAUGGCACUGAUGGCGCCUCGUCUACUAAACCUGCUGCAAGCAGUGACUCUUCUGUCUCUGGAGACAACUCUAUAAUUUCCAGUGACACAAAUGACAGCGUGGCAUUGACAGGAAUUGAGAAUGCCACCAGCAAUAAUUCCGAAACUAGCAUUGAGAGUAAGCCCGCCGAUAUUUACCAAGGCCUUAACGAAAAGAGUACCACUAAUUCGGCCAACAGUCUGCUUAGCACCUGGGGCAAUGAAUACAGCGUGUGCGCGUCUCUUUUGUCUGCUGUUGUUCUUUCUAUUUUUAUUUCUUCCGCUUAG
This is a messenger RNA of Kickxella alabastrina, 1344 nucleotides long. RefSeq lists its product as uncharacterized. The transcript has a single exon. The record is from RefSeq and is a predicted model, not a curated record. Gene Ontology annotation, molecular function: chitin binding. Lineage: Eukaryota; Fungi; Kickxellomycota; Kickxellomycetes; Kickxellales; Kickxellaceae. Gene Ontology annotation, biological process: chitin catabolic process. The coding region runs from base 1 to 1344 and encodes 447 amino acids.